ACUUCGAAAUGGCGCGAUAUUACGAAAUGUCUGUCAGUGAUUUAUGAUGUUCAAGUGUUUGCCAAUCAUAGGACCUUGUGGUCGACAUAUAGAUCAUAUUGAUCGACGUCAUUCAAAGCUUGAACAAGUUCCAGAUGAUGUAAUAAGAAAUUUUCGUACUUUAGAAGAGUGUCGUUUAGAUGCCAAUCAAAUCAAGGAAUUACCAAAGAACUUUUUCCGCCUGAAGCGCAUUCGUCUCCUCACACUGAGUGACAAUGAGUUAACACGCUUGCCAACUGGAAUUGGCAGCUUCUCUAAUCUUGUGGAGUUGGACAUUAGUAGAAAUGAUAUAUCUGAGCUUCCUGCUAGUAUUCGGUUCUGUGAUUCUUUACAGAGUUUGGAUGUAAGCAAUAAUCCUUUGCAAAGCUUACCUGCUGGUUUCUGCCAGUUGCGCAAUCUUCGAGUUUUAUGUCUUAAUGAUAUUUCGAUUGCUGAGCUUCCAGAAGAAAUAGGCAGUUUACAGUUACUAGAAAAAUUAGAACUUCGUGAUAAUUGUCUCAAGUCAAUACCAGAUUCUUUCGCUGAUCUUAUUCAUUUGGAGUUUCUUGAUCUUGGUGCCAAUGAGUUUCAAGAGUUGUCUCCCGUAAUUGGUCAGCUCUCUCGAUUGAGCGAAUUAUGGAUAGAUGAUAAUGAAUUGAGAUCAUUACCUGAAGAGUUGGGAAAUCUUGGGAAUUUGCAACAGUUGGAUUUAUCAGAAAACCUUAUUUCUACUCUGCCUGAAAGCAUCUCGGGAUUAGUUUCACUGUCGGACUUAAAUUUAUCACAAAAUAGCAUAACACAUUUACCAAAUGGCUUAGGUGAUUUAGACAAGUUGAUCAUUUUAAAGCUCAACCAAAAUCGACUGUUAACAGUAACACCAACUAUAGGAAACUGUUCCAGUUUACAAGAAUUAUAUUUAACUGAAAAUUUUCUUUCUAAACUCCCGUCUUCUAUUGGCAAUUUAGUCUCCAUGUUUCAUCUGAAUGUUGAUCAAAAUCAAUUGACUGAGUUACCCUCUGAGGUAUCUCGAGAAAAACCCGCCCACAGUACGGGAAGUGAUAAUCAUCCUCAUACCUCUAACAACAUUCAACACUGGUUGAUCUAUCAAGUUAAAAUUGGUCAAUGUGCAUCACUUAAUAUUUUGUCUCUUCGAGAAAAUAAUUUGCAUAGAUUACCUAAUGAAAUUGGUAAUUGUACACGUUUACGAGUUUUGGAUGUUUCUGGGAAUAGACUUGAUCGUUUACCGUUUAGUUUAUCAAGAUGCUCAUUGACAGCUUUAUGGCUUUCACAGAAUCAAUCUCAACCAGUUAUUACGUUACAAAGAGAUGUGGAUCCUGUUACUCAAGAACAGUAUCUCACAUGUUAUUUACUACCACAGGAUCAACUAGACUCACGUGUUGAAACUGAUCCAACUAUGUCGCCAUCCGAAUUAGAUAGCUUUUCUGCUUCAUUAAACGCCAACACUAAAACAAACCAUGAUUUACUUGACAAUAUCAGUGCUGAAAUAAAUCAUACCUAUGAGCCUGCAGAUAUGCAUAUAUCAAUUCCUCAGUCAGAUCUUUCAAAAAAUCGAAGUAUUUCACCAUCGAAACAUGAAUUGACUAAACCAUCGACUUCACCAUCAUCAACACUGAAUGAUAAUUCAGCAAUAACAAAUGAUCCUAGUUCAUUAAACAAUCAUCAUUCAAUUAAUUCUACAACUGAUCCAACAAAAAAUUUACCAUAUUCAAAUUCAUCUAUUAAUUCACCGUCAAAUGUAAAUGGUAAUUUAGAUUCAUCCUAUACAUCACCAAAUCAUAUAAAUAAUCUUUCUACCUCAUCUGCACAUUCAUCUCUAUCUAUGCAAACAUCUGCAUCAACUCGUGUUCAUUUCUCUGGUUCAGAUAAACCUGAUGAGAUGGAUAAAUCAGGUUCCAAAGGUUUUCCAAAAACACGUCAUCCCCGUUCCGGUAAAAAAGCUACGGAUAAUCAUCUUAUUAGUGGUAAAGAUGAUUCCAGUCAAUGCAGAAGUGCUAAUUUAUCUUCAAAUACAUUUUCUGAUGGCACCAGUUCUGCUAGUUCAUCAGAAUCUCUAAAUGAUGGAACUGCUCCAAUCUCACUGUCGGAAUCAUUAAAUCAUGAUUGGAAGUCUCCAAAACCUAUUGAUUCUAAUUUUAACUCUUCCAUUUAUCCAAAUCAAUUAAUGAAAUCGAAUGAUGGGAGUUCUGUGGUGACUAACGAUAAUCUUAUCUCCACCGUACCGACUGCCAAACCACGCAAUAAAUCUCAACAUGUUACAGAAAUGUUUGAUAAUAAACCUCCUCAAUCUUCUAAUUUUUUCAAUGAACACCCAGCGUCAAAAUCUCCUACAGAAAUAAGUAAACCUAAAAUUCCUAGCGAUACCGUAAUUAGGAUGGCCUCUGUAGAAGAUACUUCAGAUGCUCAUUCCACUCGUGGAUCUCCGGUGAAAAAAUUUCCCGAUACUUUGGACGUACAAGGGAAUCUUGAUGAAGAUGCCUAUAGUAGUGGAGGUGAAGAGAUUUACGUUAUUUCUAGACGAGUUGGAUUCACAGAUGAUGUGGAAGAUAAUGAAGAGAAAUCAAAUCAAAAACUUAUUCGACGUGAUACACCACAUUAUACAAAACGCGCUCGAAUUCAGUCAAAAACAGCUGAUGGGAUGGAUAGUGAAGAAGCAGUAUUGAAAAUUUUAGAAAAGUAUCGAGCAUCCGUUUCACCGAAUCCUGAUUCAAAUUCAAUUGAUUUUAACGGAGCUGUAAAACGAUUUGCCUCCCCAUUUGGUGGAUUAAGUCCUCCUGAUAUCCCAUUACAAAAUCGUGACUUGCAUUCUCCAUCAUCAUUACAUAGACAACCUGUUGUCGGUUGUCAACAAGAACAAGUUGAAGUUCACAUCCAUCGACAACCUAAUGCUGGUUUAGGUCUUAGCGUGGCUGGUGGAGUUGGGUCAAUACCAUUUCGUGGUUUAGAUCAUGGUAUAUUUGUUAGUCGAUUAAAUCCUACUGGAUUAGCUGCCACUUCAGGACUUAAACUUGGCGAUAAACUAUUAGAGGUUAAUGGUGUUAGUCUUAUCAAUGUCGAACAUAAUGUAGCUGUAUCUGCUUUACGUGCCAAUACAAAUUACUUCCGUAUUCUUGUUGGUCGUGAUAUUCAAAUGUCUACGAAAGUAGACAAUUAUAAAAUUAUCCCCCCUAUGUUAUCAGGAACAAAAUUGAACCUGUCGACUCAAUCACCACAGGUUACGGGAACUAUUAAUACCAAAGAAAUACCUGAAUUUAUUCACUGUACAUUACACCGAGAUUUAAAUGGUCUAGGAUUUAGUAUUGCCGGUGGUCAAGGCUCACUUCCUCCACCAUUAGAUAAUGAAGCUAUAUAUGUUAGUAAAAUAACAGAAGGUGGAGCCGCUCAUAAACAAGGCCAACUUCGAAUUGGUGAUCAAAUUAUUAGCAUAAACGGUGUCGAUAUUAGAAACGCUCGUCACGAUGAAGCUAUUUCGUUGUUAACAAGUUCUAACGAUUCAGUAGACUUGGAAUUACUUCGUUAUAAUCCUGACACGACCGAUAAUCUCGAUAGUCUUCCGAAAACAUCAGCUAACGGUUUUAUAACGUCAUCACCAAUUCUGACAGUUAAAAGAUCGAAUAAUCAACAAAAUACUACGAAGGCUACAGAUUUGACAAAUACAGACAGUCAUAUUUCUGAGAAAUGUGAUUCUCGGGUUUACUUAUAUAGUGAAAAGGGUAUUCCUGUGGAAAGAAUUACGGUUCGAAAUGAUGGUGGACCUUUGGGUUUAGCUAUCUGCGGAGGAUCCGAUAUUAGUUGCCUUCCGUUUGGUAACAAAGAACCAGGUAUUUUUAUAUCCAAGAUCUCCCUAGAUGGUGCAGCUCUUAAUACUGGCUUACGUAUCGGAGAUAGAGUUCUUAAAGUUAAUGGAGUCGACUUGAGGCACGCUACACAUGAUGAAGCAGUACAAGCUUUAAUCCAGCCUGUUAAAGAACUGCAAUUAGAUGUACGGAGAGAUCCUCCGCCACCAGGGUUAAGGCGUAUCACUGUGACGAAACGACCUGGAGAACGAUAUGGACUACGUGUAACAGGUGGACUUAACACUGGUGAUAGUAACGUGAUAACUAAUUUAACAUCACAUUACUCAUCACUAGCCAAUGAUGACGGAAUAUUUGUUACAUGGGUUUCACCAGAUGGUGUCAUUGCUCGAGACGGCAGAUUGAAGCCAGGUGACAGAUUAUUGGAGGUCAACGGACAUUGGUUGAUGGGAGUUACUCUUGAUGAAGUUUUGCACAUAUUUUGGGAAUCCAAAUCGACUCUGUCAUGUGUGGUAUGCGAUGGUCCAGUCGAAUUCGCUCUCCAGAUUAAUAAAACAAGCCAUUCAAUGAAUACUGAACCGUCUACAUAUUCUCCUGCUAUGCCAUUUUCUAUCAUACGCUCCACAAUGCCAGAAAUCGCUGAUGCAUCUGUCGACGAUAAUCCUACCUCUAACUCACAAUUAGAGAAAGUAAACAGCAUCCACAGAUUGAACUCAGAGGCUGCUGUGCGUCACUAGUAUCAACUAAACUGAGUGGUGGUUGGCGCGACGGCACUCGUGGUGAUAUUUAUAUAUACAUUUUCUCUCUAUUUCAUUAACUUCAACUAGACUUUGAACCAAUCUUUUAAAUGACAUAGCGAUUUACUCACGCUUGUUAUUUUGUUCCCUGUAAAGAGUUGUACAGCGCCUUAUUAAUUUUUUAUAAUUCCUUGCUCACAAUUUUAGUGAUGUAAGGACAAUUGUGUAUCUCCUUACAAUCGAUAGCACAUACUCUGUGCGCUUAUGUACUUUUUUAUGUUUAAAUUUCAAUAAAAAUGUUCCGUUUGUUUA
Schistosoma curassoni is the source of this 4879-nucleotide messenger RNA. Lineage: Eukaryota; Metazoa; Platyhelminthes; Trematoda; Strigeidida; Schistosomatidae. The record is from the annotation of a GenBank genome assembly.